This is a messenger RNA of Bactrocera dorsalis (oriental fruit fly), 7181 nucleotides long. RefSeq lists its product as uncharacterized. Gene Ontology annotation, biological process: potassium ion transport; transmembrane transport. The record is from RefSeq and is a predicted model, not a curated record. Gene Ontology annotation, molecular function: voltage-gated potassium channel activity. Lineage: Eukaryota; Metazoa; Arthropoda; Insecta; Diptera; Tephritidae. Gene Ontology annotation, cellular component: membrane. The transcript is spliced from 15 exons. The coding region runs from base 1476 to 5894 and encodes 1472 amino acids.
UAUAGAUCACAGUAUGUGCAGUGCUGUUCGCGAUGACGAAGAAAGUGAAUGUGCAUCACUCAUAUUCAAUGAAAAUGAAAACAAUUACAUAAUCAAAUAAAAUUCUUCAUUCAACAAAAGCUCAGUUUCACAAAUAGUUAAAAAUUAAAGUAAAACCACGUACCUGUUUGAAAUUCAAAGCGUUAAAAAGUAAAAAAAAAAAAUAAAAAGUGAAAAACAAAAAAUAAAUUAAAAAAUAUAAAUCGCCACCGUAGCAUUUACUAAUCCCAAAUAUUGAAACUUACAAAUCUAGUUCUACGAAACGCGUCAGUUUUUCACAAUUUAAAGAAAGCAGUUAUUUAACCCGAAGAAAUCGAAAAUGCAGUGCAGCGAGAAAAGAGUGAAAAUGUUACGCUGCUUCGGAAGUUCGAAAUAGGAAGCAUGCCAACAAUAUAAGUUAUAUAAUUAUUACAGUGCCGAUUAUACCACAGCUUUGUUACAACACGAAAUGUACGUUCAGUGCACGAAUUGUAACUGCUUUUGGCAAAACACUUAAAUUAAUGUAAACGAAUAAGGUAUUUAACCAAUGAAAUAAAUAGAUAAAUUUAAUGUCACAAUUGAAGAAACAACACACAAUUACCUUUAACGCUCAAAUACUUAUUUUGUAUGUCAUUAAUAUACAUAACUAGCGUUUAUGCCAAUAUUCUUAACCGAUUACGUACAUAUAAACAUAACAAUUACAGUAGUAACUAGCAACAUCGAUACUAUUCCCUGCCUAUUUAAUAAUUGUAAAAACAUAUGUGCUUAGCAGUUCCCAUUAGAAAUUCAAGUGCUAUUGUACCUACACCUCUACAGUAAUACAUAUGUAUAUACAUACCUUUAUAUAUAUACUAUAUCUAUAUAUAGUAAAGUAACAAAUUUACACGAGUACGCAUAGUUUAUAUUCGUUUUUCGUACUGUACCCACCAAAACCACAAUAGAAUCUACAACGACAACGAAAACCCCUUAUACCACAAUACACAGGACGCGCCAAAGGACUACGGAAAAGCAAAGCACAAUUACAAAGUGAAAGUGCAAAGUUGAAUGAAAUCAGGUGCAUCUGCGACACCACCCAAUCAGACACCUACCCACCACUACUCCACUACCGUUCAACAGAGGAGAGCUAAAUGAAGUGAAGUCCUGCCUCAGAGCUCGUACAAAGUAUAACUACUUCAAAAUGUACGACAACAUAUUUGUUUCCGCAUGUACAUGUAUAAUCCAUAUGCAGUACGUAUGUGCAUAAAUGUUGCUGUAGACGUAUGUACAUACAUAUAUCACUGAUAUUCGUAGAAACACGUACGUUUAGCGAUAAAACCGUGAAAUUUUCGCCAACUCAAGUAUAAAAGUAAACGAUCCGAAUUAAGGUAGUGAAAGGUAUGGUGACAUUUAACUGCGCUUGCAGUGUGAGCAGUGUCCCGCAUACCGAAAGAUCACGCUGAGUUUCUUCUGGAGAUAAAAUGCACGUUAAACACACUCAGCGCAGAGUUAGUGGACCUGGAGCAUUUGGAACAUCCAACAAUCAAUGCGAUAGCAGAGAAAACUUGAACAGCGAUCAACAACAGCCACAUUUACCGUAUCAACAACAUCAGCAGCGUCUGUAUCAGCAACAGCAACAGCAAUAUCGACAGCAACAACAUUCACAUCCGCAUUUAUUGCGACAGUCUCUGAUCAACCUCACGAGCGCGCACAACAUCUCAAAUAAUAUCGGUGUUUCGAACGCAUCGGAACAGAAUAUAACAAGUAACAGAAGCGGUGCAGUCGCGCCAUCGUCGUCGUCCCUUAACUACCCCAACACCAACACCAACGCCAAAAGCAAUUCUAAUACCAAUAUCAAGACCACUAAUACCAACGCCAACACCAGCACAUUACACAAAUUCAUUUCCUGCAGUUGCGAAUCACUGAAAUGUGCCGCAUCAGCUGUUGCAGCAAAGUCAACGAAAAAGCGAUCUGGCGAUCCCGAUAGUGAAUCAUUGCUUGAUAGUCAAAACGCCGAUUAUACCGAUUACAACGUUGCUUACUUGAGUACUGGCCACACUGGACACAGUGCGGGUUGCAUCAGCAGCAGCAUUAGUGGUGGGGGUGGUGAUGAUCAGCGUUCGUUGCAGUGCGAAUAUCUGUCAAGUCGUAUUAGUGGCGUUUCCAAACAGCAUUCGUACGACAGUAGUUGUAGCGGGCAACUGCAUGGUCUGACCUUAACCGCCAGGGAGCGUAGUAGUGACACUGAACAACAGCAACAACAACAACAAUUGGACUGUAUUGCCAAUUCGACACGAGUGCCAAACAGUCCGAUCAGUUGCACUAACAGUAAUUACAGCAAUCAAAGUAAUAUCAGUGCGGGAACCGGAGCCGGAGGGGGUGGAAGUGGUGGUGGUGGUGGUGGAAGUGACGUUGUCAGGGAAGGAGACGGUGGUCUGUCCACUGUAGGUGACGCAUACAAGAAUUACACUCAUUACGCGAUCACCAAUAGCAAUAGCACAAGUUAUGGCAACGACUUCAACGACGACUUCAAGCAUGUAGUCGUUCAUAAUUUCAGCAAUUCCGAUCCAAUAACACGUUAUAACACCCUAAGCGGAGAAAGUGGCGGCGGUGACGGUGCCGCUAGCAUCAACGAUACUUCAGAUACUCACUGUUCGCCCCUGAAACCACAUUACAGCGAUUGUAAUAUAUAUGCGAAACAGCAAGCUGAAUAUUUUUCGAAUUUAAAAAGUGAUUUUGAUCAACACGCGCAGCACGGUGAUAAGCAGCAGUUAGUUAAUAAGACAUAUAUCUUCAAGUGUCUCGCUAAUAGCCCCUCAUUCCUCAGAUCCAACAAGAUCAAGGAACAAUCGAAGAAACUACGCAACUUGUCGCUAAAAAAUCGAACGGCUAAGAAGAAAGGGCAAAUUAUAAGUAAAUCGAACGCGGUUUCUGAUAAUUCCCUUCAUCCAGGAGACAAAUACCUCAAUUUAUAUCUAGUCGAGAAGAAAAACUCCCAACAAUACUUGCAGCAAUAUCAAUAUCAACAGCAGCAGCAACAACAAACGCAACCAGGGCAAUUAGAAACGACUGGUAGCGGAACGGAUUCGCGGCCGAUUGGAACUAGUCGACAGCAACAGCAACAGCAACAACUCCCAGAUCAGCAGCCAGUAGUUGCAGCGCUUAGCAGAAAUCUGCAACAGCAACAGUGCCUCGUUAACGGUUCGGUUCGAACGCAUCCCACAUAUCGACAUCAGUCUUCAAUUAAACGCGCUUCGAAAGAUUAUAGCGCAACACUCACACCAACGCCAUCGACACAUAGGAAUCCAAAGGCCGCCUCCAACAACCAUAAAAGCUGCAAUCUGAACAACAACGGAAACAAGCUAAGUGUUAGCACGAAUUCGUGCAACAAACUGCACGUGGCCGCUGCGGGUACACAUCCUUAUGCCACUUCGCCCAAAAGUUCGCUAUCGAGUAAUGGACAUCUGAACAAAUAUUGUUUGACGGACAUAAGUCGGCGACGAAAGGCGGCGUUUAAUCGACAACUUAGCGCCCCAACUGAUUAUACGCAUUCUUCCAAUAACGGUAACGGCAACAGCGGCUCACAUUCUGCUACCGAGGCCGCCUGCGAGUCGACAUCGACCGUAGCCAGUGCAGGCGUGGGCUCAGCGACAGCGAGGACGUCCGCAUCGCUACAGAAUUCCGUAUUAAUAAAACCAACAUCCACGUCCAAUUCGUGCACGAACAGUUUCAAUCGAAGACACAUUAAGCGCCAAAAGAAUAACAAAUUAAAUGAGAGAUUAAUUCAUGGAGACAGUGAAGAAUCUGUACGCUGUUCAUAUUGCUCCGUUUUGAAUGAGAACGACUUACGUAUAUCUUUCGAAAAUACCUGCACCGAUUCUCUAGUAACUGCAUUCGAUGAUGAGGCUUUAUUAAUAUGCGACCAAGGAAACGAAAUGGCAAGAACAAAGGUUCACUUUGAUGACGUGUCGUUAUACGGGACUCCGAAAGAGGAGCCAAUGCCUACCAUCCCCGUCGUUUCCGAAAAAGUUUCUGCGAAUUUCCUAAAAAGUCAAUUGCAAUCAUGGUUUCAACCGACAGACAAUCGGUUGGCUAUGAAAUUAUUCGGCAGCCGGAAAGCGCUAGUCAAAGAAAGAAUUCGCCAAAAAACUUCCGGACACUGGGUAAUUCAUCCUUGUAGUUCAUUCAGAUUUUAUUGGGACCUUUGUAUGCUUUUAUUAUUAGUAGCAAAUCUUAUAAUCCUGCCAGUCGCAAUAUCAUUCUUUAACGAUGAUCUGAGCACAAGAUGGAUUGCCUUCAACUGCCUAAGUGAUACAAUUUUUUUAAUAGAUAUUGUAGUCAAUUUUAGAACAGGUAUAAUGCAGCAAGACAAUGCAGAACAGGUUAUUCUGGACCCUAAGCUUAUAGCCAAGCAUUAUUUAAAAACAUGGUUUUUUCUGGAUCUAAUAUCGUCAAUUCCACUUGACUACAUUUUUUUGAUUUUCAAUCAAGAUUUCUCCGAUUCUUUUCAAAUACUUCAUGCCGGACGUGCUCUACGUAUUCUUCGUCUAGCUAAGUUACUUUCUUUGGUUAGGUUGCUACGUCUGUCCAGGCUUGUGCGAUAUGUCUCACAAUGGGAGGAGGUAUAUAUUCUGCAGAAUCUGCAAAAAAAAAGUGCUGAUCGAAGAGGGAGAAUGCAUAGAAAAGACAAAGAUGGCUUGACUAAAAGCAACCUCAUUUUGAAGUUCCUUAAUAUGGCAUCUGUUUUUAUGAGGAUCUUCAAUCUGAUUUGUAUGAUGCUACUUAUCGGCCAUUGGAGCGGCUGUUUGCAGUUUUUAGUGCCAAUGCUACAAGGUUUUCCAUCGAACUCAUGGGUAUCGAUUAACGAGUUGCAGGAGUCGUAUUGGCUAGAGCAGUAUUCAUGGGCUUUAUUUAAGGCGAUGUCUCAUAUGCUGUGUAUUGGCUAUGGCAGAUUCCCACCGCAAUCAUUGACGGAUAUGUGGCUGACAAUGCUUUCGAUGAUAUCAGGAGCCACAUGUUAUGCACUCUUCUUAGGUCAUGCGACCAAUUUAAUACAGAGCUUGGAUUCUAGCAGGCGGCAAUAUCGUGAAAAGGUGAAACAGGUGGAGGAAUACAUGGCCUAUCGGAAGCUACCACGUGACAUGCGUCAAAGAAUUACUGAGUAUUUCGAGCAUCGAUAUCAAGGAAAGUUUUUCGACGAAGAAUGUAUACUUGGGGAACUGAGUGAAAAACUGCGAGAGGAUGUAAUAAAUUACAACUGUAGAUCUCUCGUUGCGUCUGUGCCUUUUUUUGCAAAUGCUGAUUCAAACUUUGUUUCUGAUGUCGUAACGAAACUAAAAUAUGAAGUUUUUCAACCCGGUGAUAUUAUUAUAAAGGAAGGAACAAUUGGAACCAAAAUGUAUUUUAUUCAGGAAGGUGUGGUUGAUAUUGUUAUGGCGAACGGAGAGGUUGCGACUUCACUUUCUGAUGGCUCAUAUUUCGGUGAAAUCUGUCUAUUGACGAACGCAAGGAGAGUAGCCAGUGUCCGCGCGGAAACGUAUUGCAAUUUAUUUUCUUUAAGCGUGGAUCACUUUAAUUGUGUUUUGGAUCAAUAUCCAUUGAUGCGCAAAACUAUGGAAACCGUUGCUGCAGAGCGCUUGAACAAAAUCGGAAAAAAUCCAAAUAUUAUGCAACAAAAAGAUGAGCAAAUUAGUAAUCCGGAAUCAAACACUAUAACCGCAGUAGUGAAUGCGUUAGCAGCCGAGGCGGACGACUGCAAGGACGACGAUAUCGAUAUCAAGGAGAAUUUGCUUCAUGGCUCGGAAUCAAGUUUCACGGGGCCAGUACAAACGAUACGAGAAGGGUUGCCGAGACCCAGGAGCGGCGAGUUUCGUGCUCUCUUUGAGGGAAAUACCCCAUGACACUGAAGCUUGGAGCGAAUUGGUACAUAGCAAGAACAAGAAAUGCAAUAACAACUAUUGCAUUUGCAAUACCGAGGGCGACUACGACGAGAAACAAUAUGAUAAAGCAUCGGAAGGAUGUACAUACAUACACACAACCUUAUUACGUGAUGAUCACACAAAGAGAAAUACUUGAACAUAUUGUUAAUGUGUCGUUAUGAUGCAACUAAUGUCCUCAGCAAUUAAUCAUAAUUUCAGCUCCGCUAACUGUGAUGACUUUAAUAAUAAGAAUCGAAAUUUGAAAACUGGUGAACUAACUCUACUACAUACAAAAUUCAUACAUACAUGCAUGCAUGAAAAUAACUUAAUACAUAUAAAGAAUCGACAAAACCCAUGAUAAUUAUAAUUAAAUAAAAUGUAGUAAAUUAAUGAAAACCAAAUAUAUAAGUAUAUAAUUAUGUAUAUCUAUAGAAUACAAAUAACUCGCUAGUGUACAGGUUAUUUAAGAAAAAAACGACGACGAUGGCGACUCGAAGAGACUUCAAACUACACUAUAGAAUUAUAAAUGAAUUUGAAAAAAAAAUAAAAAAUCAAAAAAAAUUAGAAUCAUAAACCAAAAAGGCAUUAAACAACCCUACCUACCAAAACAUGCAAACAAUGCAAGUUGCAUGUCUAGAGAAGCUGCAUUGCAAUUAUUAUUACUGUUAAAGCCGUAUUAAAACUUAUAAGUUAAAUUAAUUUACACAUUGACAUUGAAAUAUAUAGUAGAUAAAACGCAGCCUGAGCAAUGAAACAAAAAGACCAAAACAAGCAAGGAAAGUAUAUAAAUACAAUUAGAAAUAGUGUGAUUAACUAGUGACAUACAUACUUGCAUACCAAAAACAAUACAUCCUACCAACAUGCAUUCAAGCAAUACAAACCAACCACCCCCAAAAACAAAAAAAAAACAACUAAUAAGCAUUGAUACAUACUCGUAUGUAUACAGAUAUACACUUACCUGAAGCAAAUAGAAGAGAUAAAUAAAAUGUAAAAAAAUUGCAUUCAUUUAAAUUGAAGCAGUACAUUGAAUGUAGAGAAAUGUUUUCUUUUUAUAGCAAGCUGUUAUAUUUUUUUAGUUAAAUCGUAAUAUUGCAAGUUGUAUUUGUUUUAACUAAGAUCAGAGCGAAGUACUCAUAACAACUGAACUCAAAAAGUUAAGGACACAUGUUGGGCAUAUGAAAGCACAAAGAGACAAAUUAAUGAGUAUCUUAGUAUUUUAUUACACGUAAACUAAUAAAACCAGAAGGACAACGUUUGCCUUGAAACGAA